AUGUCACCUUUCACUGUUUGGAAGUUAUUUUCUCUCUUCGCGUUCGAGACCUCAGGAGACACCUGGAGAGACAUACAUUCGAUUAUUGGGAUCCGGAAAAGAGAAGGUGUUUAUUUUAAUAAACUCUUCAACUACGUAACUAACUUACUACUUCAAUUAAGUCCGGGGAGAAUGCUAAGAACUCGACAGGUAGUGUUUCAUGAUACAAAUCUGAAAUUAUCAAGGCAUUUUCAGAGAAAUAUAAGAAGUUCCGGGGCCCUUAUGAAAAGAAUAAAUUUUACUGAUAAUGUUAUGGCCGCAAGAUUGGCAAACGAUUAUAUACAACUGACAAACUAUACGUUUAUACCAAAGAAAAUUAUUUUCGACGAAACUGACUUUGAGGAAACAUCGAUGAUUGUGAGUGGUGUUGUAGAAUUUAAUGGAGCCUGGUCCGUGCCUUUCGAUGACAGCAAUACUGUUUUAGAAGACGGGUACAAAGGUAAUGGAAAAGUAUACAUGAUGCAUCAAUGGGCUUACGUGAGAUACGCUGAUAUAGAACAGCUAGGAGCCUCGGUGAUGGAACUACCGUACGGAGAAGACAAAGAAUAUAGUAUGAUUAUAAUAAGACCAGAAGGAGACUUGACCGUCACUGAUGUACUGGAGAACUUCGCUAAAAUAGACUUUAUAGAAGUCAUUCAUCGAUUAUACAGUGAAGGACUACAAGAGAUUGAAGUUAAAUUACCAAAAUUCUCACUAAAAUCUUCCUUAUUACUCAAUGGACCUUUAAACUCUAUGGAUAUGAGCAGUAUAUUUUCAAAGGAUCGAGCAAAAAUUUUUAAAUACGGCAAAAGUAUGUACAUAUCUGAGUUAGAACAUAACACUGAGAUCAUGGUUGCUGAAGCAGGUACCUUCGCAACCGCUUCAAUACCAGUCGAAGAGACGGUUGCGUUACAGUUCAGUGAGAAAAUAAGAAAUUUAAGCCUUGAACUGUUUUAUUAUAGUGAGAAAGAAAAUAAUAGUUCCGUCGCCAUGGCGCCCUUUACAAUAUUUCAAUUGAUAUCUCUAGUCGCGUUUAAAUCGGGAGGUGAAACUUGGAAACAGAUGCAUACAAUUUUCGGAAUACCAAAAGAAAAUGGAAAACAAUUUAACUCUCUAUUCAUGUUUAUAAAUGAUUUUCAUGUUAAACUAAAACCGGGAAGAAUUUUAAAGAACAUACAAGUCAUAUUCUUUGAUACAGACAUAGGGCCGUAUAUAAAGAAGUUUUUCGUUCGUAAUGUCUUAAACGCUGGUGUAAGUAUGAUAAGACUCAAUUUUGAUGAUAAUAUCUUGGCAGCAGAAUCAGCUAAUAACUUUAUUCGAAUGAAUGUAAAAUCAUCAGCAGAGGAUGUCGUCUUCGACAAAACUGACUUUGAGGAGACAUCAAUGAUUGUGAGCGGUGUUGUGGAAUUCAGUGGAGCCUGGUCCGUACCUUUCGACGACAGCAAUACUGUUUUAGAAGACGGGUACAAAGGUAAUGGAAAAGUAUACAUGAUGCAUCAAUGGGCUUACGUGAGAUACGCUGAUAUAGAACAGCUAGGAGCCUCGGUGAUGGAACUACCGUACGGAGAAGACAAAGAAUAUAGUAUGAUUAUAAUAAGACCAGAAGGAGACUUGACCGUCACUGAUGUACUGGAGAACUUCGCUAAAAUAGACUUUAUAGAAGUCAUUCGUCGAUUAUACAGUGAAGGACUACAAGAGAUUGAAGUUACAUUACCAAUGUUUUCAAUAACUUCGACCUUAAUAUUAGACGGACCCUUAAAGUCUAUGGGUGCUAAGAAUGGGUUCCUGAUGAAUCUCGCAGACUUUUCGGGAAUAUCGACCGAAGAUAUUUACAUUUCAGCGUUGGAGCACAGAACUACAGUGAUGGUCGCGGAAGGGGGGACCAUGGUAAUGGCGCACACACCCGGCAAUUUUGCUCACAAGACAAGAGAAACUUCAAAUGAAAUGGGCCAGCCAUUUCUAUUUUUUAUAGUGCAUCGAAAAUAUAUGAGUAUUGUCUUCUGUGGGAGAUAUGGACAGAAAGAUAUCGAUUGA
This is a messenger RNA of Danaus chrysippus (African queen), 2052 nucleotides long. The record is from the annotation of a GenBank genome assembly. Lineage: Eukaryota; Metazoa; Arthropoda; Insecta; Lepidoptera; Nymphalidae.